Molecule: messenger RNA, 462 nt
Organism: Leptopilina heterotoma
Lineage: Eukaryota; Metazoa; Arthropoda; Insecta; Hymenoptera; Figitidae
Exons: 2
Coding region: 1-456 (151 amino acids)
Biological process (GO): cilium assembly
Cellular component (GO): motile cilium
Source: RefSeq, a predicted model, not a curated record
AUGUACAACGGAAAAGUUUUAAUAGGCAAUUGGAAUGAGGAUCGAGAACUUGAAAAGGUGAAGAUAGCAGACUAUGUGAAGAAACGAGAUAACAAUGAAUUAGUUAUACAAAAAAUACGAACAUUAUUUCACAACAUGUGUCGAGAAAUUGAUCUUUACAAAACUGAAAAUUACAUUGAAUUUGGAAAUCGAAUUCAAAUUUAUGCGCCCGAUGUGCGGAAUAUUGGAGAAAAUAAUGGGGAAACUGAAAAAUUUGGUGUUAUUAUUUCCGUAACAAUUCCACGAAAUGCAAUUGGAAAAAUUGAAAGAUUCACAGAUCAAAUGCCUAUUGUUUGUGCAGCUAUAAGUGAACCGUGUACUCGAAAUACAUUUACGAUACUUGCAUCCGAUUGGAAUAAACGAGACGGGGAGAAACUUUUAUUUGGCCAAACUUUCAUUUUGAAGGCAAGCGAAUAAAGUGGA